AUGCUUUUAACAAAUGUAAGAUUUUUAAGCAAAUGUAUGAAAAUAAAAAUAGCCAAGAGAAAAAGCUGGGUGAAAAGAAAUAAAAAAUGGAUGUUGCCAAAAGUGGAAAAUUCUUAUUUAAAACAAGAACAAGAUUUUACUGUUCCUCAUAAAGUUAUUUCCACAUGUUUAAAUAAAGAAUAUGAAAAAAAUAAUACAAAAGAUAAUUUAAAAUGCGAAGAAGAUGAUGAUAAUAAUAAAUACUUUAAGAAUAUACUUAAAGAACUACAUAAUAAUAAUAAUAAAAGAAAUGGAAAUUUAUUAAAACCACAUGAAUAUAAAAAAUUAUUGAAUAAAGACAAAUAUAAACAAAAUGAUGAUAAAUUAAAUUUAAAAGAUUUAUUAAAAAAAGGAACUAAGCCAAUAAAUUUAAAUAUGGAAAGUAUUGAUCAUUUAAAAGAAGAAAAAGAUAAAGAAAAGAAAAAAAAAGAUAUAGACACUUUUUGGUAUAUGCCUAAUCCUUUUGAAAAAAAAGGUGUUUAUGGAAUGAAAGAAAAUUCUUUUUAUAAAUCUUUUUUAAAAGAUAGAGAAAGGAGUCUAGAUAAAAUUAAUGAAAAACAAUUAAAUAAAAAUGAUCAACAAUUAUUAAAACAAUUAAAAAAAUAUAAUAAUAAUCAUAAUAUAAAUAAUGAAUUAUUAGAAAAUAGUAUAUCCAUAAAUGAUAACCAAAAUAAAGAAAAAAAAAUUAGAAUUCCUCCUAGGAAAUAUUGGUAUGAUAAUAAUUAUUCGACACCUGAUACUAAUACAAUCAAUACUGUUAAAGCUAGAGAUUUAAGAUUUCUAAUGAUGAAUGAGGCAAGACUAGUUAGGAAAGGAAAAAAUAUUGAUGUCGAAUUAUGGUUAUGUUUUAUGAAUAGAGUCAUACAAUUAUCACCCAUAGUACAUGUACGUAGUCUUCUUAGAUAUUUACAAACUAUAGCUUCUGUUAAAAUUAUUAACAAAAAAAUGUUAAAUGAUAUAUUUUGUGAAAUAUUUAAAAGAGAAAAUGAUAUGAAACCAAAACAUUAUGUAUAUCUUUUUCAAAGUUGUUCAAGAUUAAAAUGGAAUGAUUUUAAUUUAAUUUAUGCUUUAAAAAAUAUGACCUUAUGCUGGUCCAUCUUAAGAAAUAAUUUCAUCAUAAAAUCAGCUAAUUCUAUAUCCAAAUUAGGAUUAGCAAGUAAUGUGUAUAGUAAAGCUUUGCAAAUAACACUAAAUGAAAGAUUAAAUAAUUUUAGUGGAAGAAAUCUAAAAGCAAUAAAAGCUAUAACCUUUCUAGAAUUUUUUAAUGAAGACAUGAUUAUCAAAUUUAUAUCGCGCGCUACAUUUUACAAAGAAUAUUUUAAUUAUUAUACGCGAAACUUACAAAUGUUAUAUUUAUAUAUUGUAUUAUUUCAUAGUUCUAUAUACAAUAACUUGACUCAGGAACAGAAGUCUUUUUUACAGUAUUAUUCUCAAGAUAGAAAUUUGAAAAAAAUAAAUAAGAAGAAACAUAAGAAAAGGAUGAGAACAUUGUCAAUGGGUGACCAAGUGGGAAAUGAAAAGGGUGAGGCUAAUUUGGGGGGUUACAAUUCAGGUGAUGAUGAUUCAUAUGGUGAUGGUUCAUAUGGUGAUGAUUCAUAUGGUGAUGGUUCAGAUGAUGACGAUUCAGAUGAUGACGAUUCAGAUGAUGACGAUUCAGAUGAUGACAAUUCAGAUGAUGACGAUUCCGAUGAUGACAAUAAAAAUUUUGAUAAUAACAAAAAUGUCAAAAUAGGAAACAAGAUAUGUGGUGGUUAUACCUGUACGUUACAUAAAGAAGUUAGUGAUUUUUUAAACAAGCUAAAUAUAGAACAUCUGAACUCAAUAAAUUGUGGACCGUUUAUGGUUGAUAUAUAUCAUCCUUCAUCAAAUUAUAUAAUAGAAUUGAAUGCUCAUUUUCAAUAUUAUUUCAAUUCAGAAAGUUUAACUACCUUAUCAAAAUGGAGACAUAAGUUUUUAUCACAAAUGGGCUAUAAAGUCAUUCACAUAUCUUAUCGCAUAUGGAAUAACUUACAUAAUGAUGCUCAAAAAAUGGAAUAUAUAUAUAGUGUGUUACCUAAGGUUAUAUUGGAAAGUUCCUCAUAUAAUUCGAAUUUGACCAAAAUGUAG
This is a messenger RNA of Plasmodium adleri (nom. inval.), 2145 nucleotides long. RefSeq names its product RAP protein, putative. The transcript has a single exon. The coding region runs from base 1 to 2145 and encodes 714 amino acids. The record is from RefSeq and is a predicted model, not a curated record. Lineage: Eukaryota; Apicomplexa; Aconoidasida; Haemosporida; Plasmodiidae.